Messenger RNA from Clavispora lusitaniae ATCC 42720, 555 nucleotides. RefSeq lists its product as uncharacterized. Lineage: Eukaryota; Fungi; Ascomycota; Pichiomycetes; Serinales; Metschnikowiaceae. The record is from RefSeq and is a predicted model, not a curated record.
AUGGCUAUUUUCAGAUCUUCAGCGAAGAAAGCCGAGCCUGAGUACGUGCCUCACAGAGAGGAGAACACUAAAGUCGAGGCAUCUAAUAUCCAUGAUCCCAUUUUAUCAGCAGUCAAUGAGGCUCAGCCUUUCGAGGAGGCGAACCAGGCCCAAUUUAAUGCUAGAAGACCCUCUUAUUUAUCGCAAGAAUCCGGUGACUUGAAGGAUAUUUUCGGUCAGCCCAUCGGGAACCCAGAUAUGCUGAAUCCCACCAGAUCGCGCAACGAAAGACCGUUGGACACCAUUAGAGCUUUUGAAUACGCUAUAACGGGUGACAACUCAUACCAUGACCAACUUGAGUCCCACAGACUCGGGUGGAACUUCCAUGAAGAUUUUGUCUAUAACAAUAUGAACCGCAAUGACGAGAGCGGAGGAGCCAACGGUUAUUCGCGGCCCGUGGCGUCCUUUAGUGGAGCAGAGCAGCCCAUCUACCAAGCAGCCAACUACAGCGCGUCCUCGUUAAAUCCUGAAGGCAAGAAAAAGAAGAAGGGUUUGUUUGGACGCAAAAAGAAGUAA